CUUCACAUAUAAAAAGACAAAGACAGCAGCCAGUGGGAUUAGGAAGACAGCAGCUAGUGGAAUGCCUUUAUAAAAGGCAAGACCAUGAUUCGGCAGGUCUCUUUACCAUGCCGAUCGAGAGGCUUUAUGGAACAGUGGGAAAAGACUGGGAAAGACUGGAAGCACCGUACAGCUCUUGGCCGUCACCGCAUCAGCUAUCUAUCUCCAUGAUUGAUGAUAUGGUCUGCCGUGCAAACACACGCCGCAAAGGAUCCCAACCGGAGCUGGGGUCAAUACCUUCGCCAUUAUCUCAUAUUAGAUUCCUGCAGAUCCCCGACCUGGUCCCUGAUAGCCGUUGUGAGAGCAAGCAGAUCUAGCUGUCUCUUCCUUUGCUCCCAAUCCCAACUAGUCACCAGAUUAAUAGCAGAAAGAUGGCGAUGAUAUUGGAUGCCUUUGUCACCAGAUUUGCUGAACUACUGGUGGAGUUGGCGAAGAAAGAGGUUGACAAGCUCUUGGGUGUGCCUGGCGAGAUCAAAAAGCUCCAGAACAAGCUCCGUAAGAUCAGCAAAGUCCUUGUCGAUGCCGAGAGGAAGAGGAUCAAUGAUGAGGCCGUGGAUGACUGGCUCAAGGAGCUCAAGGAUGUUAUGUACGACGCCGACGACAUCCUCGACCUCUGUCGCAUCGAGGCCGAUAAGUGUAGUGAAGGUUCUUCUUCCUCCACUUCUUCGCGUCUCUUUCGCUCUAGAAUUCGAAAUUCUUAUGAGAUUGGCAUGAAAAUUAGAGAACUCAAUCAGAAGCUUGAGGAGAUUUUCAGGUGGAGGUCUGAAUUCAAUCUCGAGCUCACUUCCCAUGACAAGCAGCAAGUGACAUCUCAAAUUAGUCGCAUGACAUCUCCUGUAGGUGAGAUUGAUAUUGUAGGAUCUGUAAUUGAAAAGCACGCCCAGAGCUUGGUUGAUUCGCUAAUUAAGUGAUAUUGUAGGAUCUGUAAUUGAAAACAUUCUUGUUUUCGCAGUUGUGGGUGCUGGGGGGAUUGGAAAGACCACACUUGCUCAAAGGAUAUAUAAUGACCAGAGGAUUCAGGACGAGUUCUCAGUGAAGAAGUGGGUGUGUGUAUCGCAAGAGUCUGAUGAGAUAAAUUUGCUGAGAGAUAUCUACGAUGGAGACAAGAAUGAUCUUGCCCAGGAUCAGAGUAGGUCCUCGCUUGAGCCUAAAGUCGAGAGCAGUCUGAGGGGUAAGAAGUUGUUUCUUGUUCUUGAUGACGUUUGGACUGCAAAGGUUUGGUGUGACUUAUUGUGUAACACGUUAAAAAGUUGUAUUGCUGGCAGUAGGAUUCUUGUUACUACAAGAAAUGAACAGAUCGUGAUGCAGAUGUUGGCAAUGAACAUCCAUCAUGUUGACAAAUUGUCUUUAGAGGAUAGUUGGUUAUUGCUUUGCAAGAAAGUGGUCCUGACUGGAGAUGAGGUCGAGAUCCAGCAUCUCAAGGACAUAGGGAUGGAGAUUGUUAAGAAAUGUGAUGGCCUUCCUCUAGCCAUUAAAGCGACUGCAGGGGUGCUAUGCACGAAGGAGAAGACCAGGAAAGCUUGGAAUGGAGUUCUUGAAAGCGCUGCAUGGUCCACAUCUGGGCUUCCUGAGGAGGUUAAGGGAGCAUUAUAUUUGAGUUACGAAGACCUACCAAGCUAUCUGAAGCAAUGCUUUAUAUACUGCUCAUUAUUUCCUGAAGACUCUGUAUUAUUUAUGCAUGAUAUGACUCAACUUUGGAUUGCCGAGGGCUUUGUGAAAGCUGAGGGGAGUUCGACUAUGGAAGAGACAGCAGAAGAGUACUAUAGAGAGUUGAUUAUGCGGAAUCUUCUGCAGCCAUGUAAUAAUGAUCGGAAUGAAUUCCAGAUGCAUGACCUCCUGUACUGUCUCUCUCGGUAUCUGGCACGAGAUGAGAGCUCGGUUGUCAGGAAGGUGCACGAAGCAGGAAACAGUAAUGGGCCAAUGAAGCUGCGCCGUGUAUAUAUGAGAGACCAUCAAACAACAGAAAUCUUUGAUGUCCUAGUAGAACAAGACUCGCUGAGGACUCUACUAUGGAGAGGGACCCGCUUGUCUGAGACUCAGAUGGAUGUUGCUUUCAAUAAAAUUUCUCGUUUAAGAGUGCUGGAUAUCUGUUCGUCGACAAUUCAAGGACUGCCAGAUUCUUUGGGUAACCUCAUACACCUGAGGUACUUAAAUAUCUCAUUGUCCCAGAUAAGUGUGAUACCGGAAAGCAUAGGGAAUCUCAGAAAUCUACAGUUCUUGGAUAUCUCCUGGUCCGAGAUAAGCGUGAUACCAAAAAGCAUAGGGAAUCUUAGAAAUCUACAGUUCUUGAAUAUGCAGAUGUGUUCGCGCCUUUCUAGCCUUCCCAACAGUAUCGUGAAUUUACACAACCUUAGGAGCCUCGAUCUUGAUCAUACGAGGGGGGUUGGGAUGCCGACAGGGCUAGGAAGGCUUCAAAAUCUUCAACUACUACGUGGAUUUAUGCUACAGAGCAACCGGACAGAGGGAUGCUGCACGAUGGAAGAAUUGAGAUCUCUCUCGUGUCUCACGAAUCUCUCAAUCAAAAAGUUGGAAUUGAUAUCCAGCAGCUCCGAGGCAAAAGCAGCCAAAAUUGGAAACAAAUCCAAGCUUAAGUCACUCGGGCUGAGUUGCACGCAACAUCUUAAACCCAACGAGGAGGAGAUGAGGAGAAUCGAGAAGGUGUUUGAAGAGCUCCACCCUCCACGCUGCCUGGAAGAACUGAAUAUCAGCGGUUACUUCGGCCGUGAGUUCCCAAAGUGGAUGGCAGAAGCAUCUUCAUCAACAUCAAUUGUUUUUCCACAUCUGACGCGGUUGGAGCUACAUUAUUGUAAUUACUGUGAGCGGCUUCCACCUUGCGGGCUGCUUCCUCAUCUAGAAUUUCUUUCCAUCGGCGAAUUUGCUGCGCCAGUCGUAGAUGUUGGACCUAAAUUUUUGGUUGGUACUAGUAGCAGUAGUAGCGGCGGCGGCAGAGCAGGAGUAGAUUCUUCCAAGUGUGCAUUUCCCAAGCUGGAGACACUAAAGUUCAGAAAUAUGCGUAAUUGGCAAGAAUGGUAUUGGGAUAAAGGAACCCAAGCAAUGCAUAAAGUACCUGAGCCUUUAUGAGUGCCCCAAGUUGAUGUCUCUUCCCGAGGGUCUCCUGCUCCACGCAACCUCCAUGACAAAAUUGGAUAUCACAUAUGCCGGCAGCCUAACAACCAUUGAGAACCUCCUUUCGCUCAAAGAGUUGUAUAUAAGGGACAAUCUCAACCUGGAGAAGGUUUCAGACCUCCCUGCGCUCACAACCCUCGAGGUUGAGUGCUGCCCGAAAUUGCAAGUGGUGGAGAACAUUCAAUCCUUGAAAAGGAUGAAACUGCACGAUUACGAAAUGGAAUCGCUCCCAUCAUACUUUCUGAAAGGAGCGCAAGGAGGUGUAAAGAAAAGGAAAAGAGUACAUAGACGUACCAGGACAAGGAAAGGAGUACAUACAGCUCAUCUGGAGGAGCUGGUGAUCAGGUGCAACAUGGGACUGAUGAGAAAAAUUUGCCAACAGGCCAGCCCGGAGUGGCCAACAAUCCAAGACAUCCAGCGGGUGCGUGUAUACUCAGAGAAUAGAUCGAUGCAUAAUAGAUGGGUGCAAGUCGUCUAUAACAAGUCCCCCUUCAAGUUCACUACAAAUUUCAAUGACACUACCAGCAGCAGCAGUGGCCUCGCUCUGUGAUCCAUGCCGCCUCCAUACUCCUUUUCAACUAUGGCUACAGUUCUUUCCAGGUAUACAUACAUACAGGCUUGGGCAUAGAUUAUCUAAUGGUUUGUACAUUUGGACUCAGUCAUACAAUUUCAAAGCAUCUCCUUACCUUGGACAAGACUCGUUGCAGAGUGUUGUCAUCUUUGGCGAUAUGGGGAGGGCAGAAGUUGAUGGUUCCAAUGAAUCCAACAAUUUUCAGCCUGACUCCUUGAACACCACUUACCAGCUAAUCAAGGCCCUGAACAACGUAGAUAUGGUUAUCCAUAUUGGAGAUAUAUGCUAUGCAAAUGGAUACAUAUCGCAGUGGGAUUAGUUUACAUCACAAAUUGAGCCCAUUGCUUCAGUUGUGCCCUAUAUGAUUGGAAGUGGUAAUCAUGAGCGUGAUUGGCCUGGAACAGGGUCCUUCUAUGGCAAUAAGGAUUCAGGUGGAGAAUGUGGUGUACUAGCUGAAACCAUGUUUUAUAUUCCUGCAGAGAACCGGGCAAAAUUCUGGUAGAUGCCUCAAGAAAUGAGCUCUGCUGAAUUUAUUUUUUCCUGGUGUCCUCUCUGAAAAGACAGAGCAUUUGCUUUUAUAGGUUCCAUGGUUUUUGUUGUUUAAUGUAGUACCAUUAGAUCUCUUAAUUCAAUUUGUGAAAUCUCUUCUGGAUCAAACAGCCAAUGAUUUAGAUUGUUUCAUUAAUUAAUGCCUUUUCCUCUCUUGUUAUGUCUAUCAAUAACUUAAGAUAUUCACUGAAAACUUUGACAUAAGCAAAGUUUCUAUUGAGUUGAAUCAAAAAAUGACUUCCAUGUAAGUUGUUAGCAUUGCUGAUUUUUUGAUUAUCUUAUGCAUCAUUAUUUUGUAUAUAUGCAAUACAGAAACAUUUAUAGUUGUUAAGUACUCAAGUUGAGUUCGAUCCAUUAGGCAUCCCCUUUGAGUAACAAUUCUCGGAGAAUUUCUUUGUGCGAAAUCUUGUAUGGAGUGUGAGUUCUCUUCAGCAUUGUAUGGCACUGCACUCUAAAUUCCAUGUUUUUCUUCUUGUUUUGGAUUUGUAAAUGCCUUACAGAUGAAGGACAUGUUAUUGACUGCUUAUCUUUUUGUUGCUUUGGUAUUAUAACUAUAAUGAAGCUGGUGUAACUUCUACCAUAGUAAUGCCUUCUGCUUAUAAUAUUGAAAUAUUUAAAAUUCUGAUAUCAUGAUAUCCAGUUAUAUUGUCGCAUCUUGUUGCUAUAGCCAAAUAAUUCAUCUUAAAAUUUGUUUUUAUUAUUGUUAUCAUCAGGUAUUCAACAGAUUAUGGCAUGUUUCGCUUCUGUAUACCUGACACCGAGCAUGACUGGAGAUGAGGGACUGAGCAGUACGAAUUCAUCGAGCACAGCCUUUCAUCAGUUGAUAGACAAAAACAGCCACGGUUGAUCUUCCUUUCUCAUCUGGUUCUUGGUUAUUCCUCUGGAGCAUACUAUGGUCCGGAACGAUCCUUUGAGGAGCCAAGGGGAUGAGAUAACCUUCAAGAUCUUUGGCAGAAGUAUAAGGUUGGCAUUGCCUUCAAUGGUCAUGUCCGCAACUAUGAAAGAAUAUGUCCAAUUUACUAGAUAAAUAUGUUAUCGGCACUCGGGUAUUCCAUUUUAAUACUUGCGUGCGCAAUGCAUCGCAUUCGCACCAUUACAGCCGUCCAUUUGCAGAAACCACCAAUGUAGUUGUUGGAGGUGGAGGUGCCAUCAAAACCCAGGACCCAGGUCCAUUCACUCGUCGAUGUUUCUCCAAGGAGUGUUGGUCUUGGUUAUGGGCAUGGUAGGGGCCGAAGCACUCUUAGGAGCAGACGGUCUCGCAGGUACCCUGUGAAGCCCCUUACUUCCAUUGAAACCUGUCUCGUCCCUCAGCUUUACAAUGAAAAUUUUGAAAUUGAAGAGUACGUAUUUAACUCAGUCUCAUCACCUACUGCACAAGCUGCAAAGCCAUUUGUUAUAACUGAUGGGAACAGAAUAAUCAACAAAUCAAGCUAUGAACCUUUGAGCAACAAUGGCUUGCAUAUGGAUGUUGGAGUUAGUUCAGGAGUAACGGGAACUAUUGUUGGAGUUUCUCCUCUUCCUAAAAGAAACUGAAAUGAAAGAGCAGGGAGAUGCAGCAUGGAAGGUUGGACUCUUCUAAUUCUCAAAGUUCCUGCAAUUUCCAACACUCUCAAGGGAGCAUAACCAACCUAUGCUUAUGCUUUUAAUCCAUGACAUCUUUGUAUAUUCAUUAUAAACUUUCUAAUGUUUGCUGACCUGUUACGUUGAUGACAGAUUUUGUUAAGAAAAUGGAAUUUCCUGAAAAAUAUAACAUAUGAAAUGAGAAAAGGCAUCACAAAGUUUGUAAUGUGAACUUGCAGUGACAAAAUGUUCUAAAUAAAAAUAGUGGUAUAUCAUCCCAAAUUGUUUACA
Phoenix dactylifera (date palm) is the source of this 6136-nucleotide messenger RNA. The record is from RefSeq and is a predicted model, not a curated record. Lineage: Eukaryota; Viridiplantae; Streptophyta; Magnoliopsida; Arecales; Arecaceae.